AUGGAAGAGCUUUCCAUGGCAAACACCGUGUUUGCCCUCAAUAUCCUCAAGCAUAUAGAACAAACAAACUCUGCCCAGAAUAUCUUUUUCUCUCCGUGGAGCAUCUCGUCCACCUUGGCUAUGGUUUUCCUCGGUGCCAGGGGCAACACUGAACACCAGAUGGCCAAAGUGCUGCAAUUUAACAAAGUUAAUGGCUAUGACAUCACUAUGGGAACCCCAGAGAACGUCAGAGGCUUUGAUUGCACACAGCAAAUACAGAAGGGAAAUUAUCCUGAUGCUAUUUUACAGGCACAAGCAAGAGAUAAAGUCCAUUCAUUGUUCAACUCUCUCAGCUCGGCAAUCAACACUUGCUCAGGAGAUUAUUUACUGGAAAGUGCCAAUAAGCUGUUUGGAGAGAAAUCUGCUAGAUUCAAAGAAGAAUACAUACAACUCUGUAAGAAAUAUUACUCUACAGAACCAGAGGCAGUAGACUUCCUUAAAUAUGCUGAAGAAGCUAGAAACAAGAUAAAUUCCUGGGUCAAGACCCAAACCAAAGGUGAAAUCUCAAACCUGUUACCUGAAGGUUCCGUAGAUAAAGACACCAAGAUGGUACUGGUGAAUGCUGUCUAUUUCAAAGGAAAGUGGAAAACUCCAUUUGCAAAGAAACUUAAUGAGCUUUAUCCCUUCCGUGUGAACUUGCGUGAGAGCAAACCUGUUCAGAUGAUGCACCUACGUGAAAAGCUGAACAUUGGAUACAUAAUGGAUCUAAAGACUCAGAUUCUAGAGCUUCCGUAUAUUGGAGACAUCAGUAUGUUCCUGUUGCUUCCUGAUGAGAUUGAGGAUGCGUCCACUGGCUUGGAGUUGCUGGAAAGUGAAAUAAACUUUGAUAAAUUCAAUCAAUGGAUGAGCAAAGACACAAUGGCUGAAGACGAUGUUGAGGUCUACCUCCCCCAGUUCAAGCUAGAGCAGCAUUAUGAACUCAAGCCUAUUCUGAGAAGCAUGGGCAUGGAGGAUGCCUUCAAUAUGAGCAAGGCCAACUUCUCAGGAAUGUCCCAGAGGAAUGACCUUUUUCUUUCUGAGGUGUUCCAUGAAGCCACAGUGCAUGUCACUGAGGAGGGCACUGUAGCAGCUGGUGGCACCGGGGCAGUUAUGACAGGGAGAACUGGUCAUGGAGGCCCACAGUUUGUGGCAGAUCAUCCCUUUCUUUUCUUUAUCAUUAACAAAACUACCAAUGCGAUACUAUUUUGUGGUAGAUUCUCCUCUCCCUAA
Messenger RNA from Arvicola amphibius (Eurasian water vole), 1248 nucleotides. It is a transcript of the gene Serpinb2, whose product is annotated as serpin family B member 2. NCBI's taxonomy places the organism in Eukaryota, Metazoa, Chordata, Mammalia, Rodentia, Cricetidae. The coding region runs from base 1 to 1248 and encodes 415 amino acids. The transcript has 7 exons. The record is from RefSeq and is a predicted model, not a curated record. Gene Ontology annotation, molecular function: serine-type endopeptidase inhibitor activity. Gene Ontology annotation, biological process: negative regulation of endopeptidase activity.